GAGCGGUUCUUCCUAUUUCCUCAUAAUCAAAGAGAGGAAAUGUUACUAUAAUUGUUCUCCACUUUCAAGAUUAUAAAUAGUAAAAAUUAAAAAACUUUAUUAAACAUACUCAAACAAUAUAUAAUUCAGGAUUUGAACAAUCCACGUCAUAAUGACCUUUUUUUGGUUUCUUGAUUUCUAAGUAACAUUUAUUGGAAACCCAACCGUCCUCACCCCACCCCCACCUCUCUCUCUCUCUCUCUCUCUCUCUCUCUCUCUCUCUCUCUCUCUCUCUCUCUCUCUCUCUCUCUCUCUCUACAAAUUAAAUAAAUAAUAACAUAUAUAGUCUCACAUGGAAUUAAGGCAACACGUAGUACUAUCUAAUUCAAACCUCCUCUCAACAUAUCUUAUAUUGUAAGUAUACACAUUAGAUACAAGCUGUCAAACCCUUGAAUAAUUUUCUCAAUUUCCCACUAAAAAAUAAUAAAUCCACAAUUCAUUUCACUUGUGCUUAAUCAUAUGUUCAAACCCUUUCUCCUUUGCCAAAUACUCUUUACACCAUGAUGAAGAAAAUCCCUCUUCUAUUUUACCCUUUCCUUUGCUUCUUUCUCCUCAUACUAUUAUUUCAUGAUUUCUAUAGCUUAAAAUACCUCCAUAAAACCACACAUAUUCACUAUUCUUUCAUUAUCCCUCAUAGAAAAGCUCUAUCUAGCAAGUUUGAUUUCACCCCAUUUCUCCACCACCACCGCCACCGGACCGCCGGGCUUCCGCCACCUGCAGGUGGAUUCGAAAUUGAUCCUCGUUAUGACGUCGAGAAGCGAAUUGUUCCUUCCGGUCCAAACCCUUUGCAUCAUUAGUUAUAAGAAGCUUUUAGAGGGCGUCGUGGGGACGAACUACACAUACAACGACUUAUACGUGUUGAUCGAGAAAAUAAUGGUUAGUGUAAUGUGAUUCAAUUUGUUUCGAAAUUAGUUCUCAAUUUAUUUAUUCGUUUUUUU
Molecule: messenger RNA, 977 nt
Organism: Erythranthe guttata (spotted monkey flower)
Lineage: Eukaryota; Viridiplantae; Streptophyta; Magnoliopsida; Lamiales; Phrymaceae
Source: RefSeq, a predicted model, not a curated record